Molecule: messenger RNA, 918 nt
Organism: Suillus paluster
Lineage: Eukaryota; Fungi; Basidiomycota; Agaricomycetes; Boletales; Suillaceae
Exons: 4
Coding region: 1-918 (305 amino acids)
Source: RefSeq, a predicted model, not a curated record
AUGGAUUUUAUUGUCAAAGCGGACAUACACAUGGUUCGAGAGAUUACUAUGCACGAGGAAUUCGCCCGGACAUCGAUCAACGCCAUGUUUCUCCAUGGCGACAUCCAGGGCACAACUAUGAUUGAGAUAUUGUCACUGUGCACAGGAAUCAGCAACCUUGCCUUGGCGUCGAACACCGAUCCGGUUCACAAGAACCUAUCAUUUCUACAACCAGUCCUGGAUGCCCUCCCCCUUACUGCGCUGCAUCUGCAAAUCGGUUUCACUCUCACUGAUUCUUCGAUCGCCAAUGUCAAUGUCUUCUCUAGACUGACACAUCUUGAUAUCGACGAUCAUGAUUUCUUUCAGCAUGUUCGCAUCGAAUCCUUCCCUCGGCUGACUCACCUUGCUCUCUGGGGUGACUUGAUCCGCAGAGAGAACAAGAUGGCGUCGUCGAUCCAGCGACUUCUCAACCAUCCAACAAUGCAAGUGAUUCUUCUUCGUUCCGAUGAUCACGGCCGAUUGGCAGACUUCCUUGAGGAGCAUGCGUUCAACGAUCCUCGCAUCGUCAUCGGGCCCGAAAAGCAAUAUUCAUGGGAUUUUUUGGGACGCGGAUACAUGUUAUUAUGGGAGAUAGCUGAGGCGAAGGCGAAGAUUCUGGAGCCCAACCACAACAAGCAUCGCUGCUUCCCACCCAGCACUAUCGUCAAUGGAUUGCACCAGUGUAUGGACAUUGAGAGCGUCCGACGACGGGAUGUGAACUUUCAGCUGACUCGGUGCAUCGUAAUUGGGCGAGACAUGAAUGACCGGACAUCUAGGAUGUGCCGGGUUUUUCACCGUUACGGCCCUGAUGAUUGGAGCGAUGAUGACGGGGACGAUGAUUCGAUGUCCAGUGGGGACUCUGACUCUCAUGAUGGAUCGGACGAGGAGUACAGUACAUAG